Penicillium arizonense is the source of this 279-nucleotide messenger RNA. Its product is annotated as NADH dehydrogenase [ubiquinone] 1 beta subcomplex subunit 7. Gene Ontology annotation, cellular component: mitochondrion. The record is from RefSeq and is a predicted model, not a curated record. The transcript has 3 exons. Lineage: Eukaryota; Fungi; Ascomycota; Eurotiomycetes; Eurotiales; Aspergillaceae. Bases 1 to 279 code for a protein of 92 amino acids.
AUGACUGUCAUCGAGUCGGUCAAGAGUGCCGUGGGCCUCUCGGACUCCUCCGCAACCCGCCAGGAAAUGUCCGAAGCCCGCCUUCCCAUGCAAUACAGAGACUCGUGUGCGCAUCUUUUGAUCCCUCUGAACCGGUGCCGGCAACAAGAGUACUACCUUCCAUGGAAGUGUGAGGACGAGAGACACUCCUACGAGAAGUGCCAGUACGAGGAGUUUAAGAAGCGCGUGGCCAAGAUGGAUGAGCUACGUGCCGCCAAGGACGGCGCCCGCAGCAAUUAA